UCUAAACUUAAGGCUAAACUAAAGCAAUCGGAUUCCGGGAAUAAUAAUGCAAUUAAAAGUAGCAGCAGUUGUAGUGUUGGUAGCGUUGGUGGUGGCAGUGCUAGACCUCCGGCCCCACCGCCCAGGCCUUUAAAUGUCACAAUUAGUGAAACAAAUAAAGCAAAUGAAUUUAAUGAAUCGAUCGCUACUACUAAAGCAAACAACAGCCCAAACACUGACGAUAAUCACAGCUCCGAGUAUUAUGUCUAUCAAAACGACACCAAAUCGCUGGCGACGGACGACAAGCCAUUGGAUGCGUUGGCGUUGCCUUUGGUCGACACAAAUGUGACCCAAUUUGAUGACAAACACGGACCCAAUCAGCGACGCGACGUUUCAUUAGACAAGUGCUUAAAUGGCAACAAAAAAGUCUCGAAGACUUCUUAUCGCAUCAAAAAUAAUUUGUUGAGAAAUACCGUCAAUAUUGGCGCCCAUCACGAGUACAUGAAUAUGAGUCCGUCGGACACGGAAUCAGCCAAAAGGGACCCAUUAAUAGACUAUGAUUUAGUGCCGUCGGGCAUACCGGUGCCCAUUAAUUCGCUGAGGGCUACCAAAAAGCAUGCUUUGCCUAAACAUAGCCUUAAAGUAGUGCCCGAAUAUGAAUACGAUUACGAUAUACCAAAGUGUAGUCAAUUGGGAGCUAAGUCU
Messenger RNA from Oppiella nova, 684 nucleotides. The record is from the annotation of a GenBank genome assembly. NCBI's taxonomy places the organism in Eukaryota, Metazoa, Arthropoda, Arachnida, Sarcoptiformes, Oppiidae.